GAGGUUUAGGGGGUGUGAGAAAACAGACUGCACUUUAGAUUUUCAGUCAGAUGUGUUAACCUGGACAGCAUACAUACUAAUAUUAUCUAUUACUUGUGACUGAGAUAGCUCAGCCUUAUGAUCUCACACAGCAGCAACUCUGUGUCCCCUUGCCCUUCUUCGGAAUAGGAAGUUGCUUCACUCCUGAUGUGACGUUCCUAGCCGAAGUGAGGCCCUCCCACUUACAGACCGAAUGGAUGUUUUGCAUUAGUUGGCUACUCGCUAACAUGGGGGCACGGAGUCCUAGGCUAGAGCGGCCACGGCCACGUUUGGAUUUGGUUUUCUUGCGAAGGUUUAUAAACCUGUGUGUUGUGCUCUUCCCUCGCUGGUCAUCUCAGAAUGUGCUCAUGUUCCUCACCCUGCUUAUGGUAGCCCUUACAGGCCAGCUGUUAGUGUACCAGGUUGGAAUACUACCCAGUCAGUUUUAUGGGGUUCUGGCAGAUAGAGAUCUGCAUGGUUUUCAGCACCUCUCAAUCAUUGCAUUGUUACUGAUCUUUCUCAACUCAAUGCUGUGCAGUGUUGAGCAAUAUGUUAGCAAAUUGGCUUAUGUGAGUUGCCGCCGUGAUAUGACUGGAUUUCUGCAUAGACUGUACUUCCACAAUCAAGUGUAUUACACACUGAGUGUAGAGCACCCACACAUCGAUAAUCCAGAUCAGCGAAUGACGCAGGAUGUGGAAAGACUGUGUCGGGAACUUAGCUCUUGUGCCAGCCAAGUCUUGACAACACCUUUUACCCUGGUGUAUUACUCCUACCAGUGCGCUGUGAACACAGGAUGGAUGGGCCCAGUCUCCAUUUUUGGAUAUUUUGUAGUUGGGUCUUUGCUUAACAAAAUUUUGAUGGGUCCUGUAAUACCAAAAUUGGUUCAACAAGAGAAGCUAGAAGGAGACUUUCGUUACAAGCAUGUGCAAGUUCGUGUGAAUGCUGAGGCAGCUGCGUUUUACAGAGCAGGCUCAGUGGAACUCUCUCGAACUGACAGCCGUCUCCAGAAACUUAUUGUGGCGCAGAAGGAUUUGAUUAAUCAGGAGCUGUGGUUGAACUUUGGAACAAACACCUUUAAUUACCUGGGUGGUAUCCUAAGUUAUAUGAUCAUUGCUGUCCCAAUCUUCACUGGAAUGUAUGCAGACCUGAGCCCGGCAGAGCUGAGUGAACUUAUCAGCAAGAAUGCAUUUGUGUCAAUUUACCUGAUUAGCUGCUUCAGUAAACUCAUUGACCUAUCCAGCAGCCUCUGUGAUGUGGCUGGAUAUACACAUAGGAUUGCAGAGCUGAAGGAGGUGAUGCUGGAUCUCUCUAAGUCACACAAUUGUUGCAAUAACCUAGUGGAACCUCAAGACACAAACAGUAGCACACUGGAAGCAAAAUCACAGUCAGUUGACCCUGAGCUCAUUCUGGAUAACAUAACCAUUACCACUCCAGGAUCAGAGUGCACACUUGUGCGUGACCUAAGUUUGCAGGUGUGUGAAGGGAGCAACAUUCUGAUCACAGGAGACUCCGGCAGUGGCAAAUCCUCCAUAUUGCGUGUAUUAGCUGGCCUUUGGGAAACCAAACGAGGUCAAGUUUCUGUUCUUACACAAUUUGGUCCCCAUGGGGUCUUAUUUCUCCCACAAAAGCCAUUCCUCAGUGAUGGAAGUUUAAGGGAACAGGUGAUUUACCCAUUAAAGGAAGUUUACCCAGAUUCCGGGUGGGUUGAUGAUGAAAGGAUACUGAAAUCACUGGAGAUGGCUGGGCUGGUACCUCUGAUAAAUAGAACAGGUGGACUUGAUCAAAAGGUGGACUGGAACUGGGCAGAAGUUUUGUCUCCAGGAGAAAUGCAGCGUUUGGCUUUUACACGACUUUUCUAUCUACAACCAAAAUAUGCAGUUCUAGAUGAAGUUAGCAGUGCUCUGAGUGAACAAGCUGAGGACAAGCUGUACAGAGGGUGCCAAGAGCUUGGAAUGACUCUUAUAAGUGUGGGACACAGACAGAGCCUACAGAAGUUUCAUGACUGGGAGCUAAGAGUUGGUUCUGAUGGGCACUGGGAAUUCAAACGAAUAAAGAAACAGUGAUGGAAAACUCAGAUGGACACACUGACAUUUCCAAACAAAGUGAAUAUGGGUUGGACUUCCCCUACACAUGUUUGCACUGCUGCAUUUGUUUUAUAAAAACAUUUUUUAAUUACUGGAAAGUAAUCAUUUUUUGUGCCAUUAUAGUGCUCAUCACUCCAACAACUGCUACUAAACGUAAGGCUGCAUGAAGACCUGGAUUUAGCCAAAUCUCCUGAUAUUUAGCAAGAUUUUUAUUCAAACAUCAUCUUAAACAUCUCUCUCUUUUUGUAAAUUUAAAGGGGCAUUAUACCCCCUUGUUCAUCAAACUCAAUUUGACUAUUGUUUUAAUCAUGAAUAAUCUAUGGGUUUUGUUAUUACAUAGACAGGUCGAUAGAUGUGUGUCUUUUUUCAACCUAAUUUACUAUUUAACUAUGUUAUUUUAAGCUAAACAGGGAAAUUGAAGAUAUAGGUAUGGGAUCUGUUAUACUGUGAUACAAAUGUGCACUGGAAAUCUAAUUAUCGACCGCUCAAGGACCAAACAUGGAGUUGUUGUAAUUUCCCUGUCUGCCCAGUUAAGCUCAAUAAAUAACAAAAGCCAUACAUUUUUUGUGAUUAAAAAAAGGUAAAAAACUGCC
Messenger RNA from Xenopus tropicalis (tropical clawed frog), 2695 nucleotides. It is a transcript of the gene abcd4, whose product is annotated as ATP binding cassette subfamily D member 4. The record is from RefSeq and is a predicted model, not a curated record. The coding region runs from base 237 to 2081 and encodes 614 amino acids. The transcript has 19 exons. Lineage: Eukaryota; Metazoa; Chordata; Amphibia; Anura; Pipidae. Gene Ontology annotation, biological process: transmembrane transport. Gene Ontology annotation, cellular component: membrane. Gene Ontology annotation, molecular function: ATP hydrolysis activity; ABC-type transporter activity; nucleotide binding.